AUGGCGACCGCUGGUCUCUUCGAAUCGUUCCUUGCCGCGGUGCAAGCGAGCCUCUCGGUGCUCCUGGUUAUGUGCUACGGCGGGCUGGCAGCCCAUCUCAAGGUCAUCGACCGCUCCCAUCUGCAGCCGAUCAGCAAGCUCUGCGUGCGCAUAUUCCUCCCCGCACUACUCAUCACCAAGGUCGGGUCCGAACUGGAACUUGAAAAGGUCGACCGGUACAUUGUCAUCCUCAUUUGGGCUGUUGUUUGUCACGUAAUUAGCUUCGCCCUCGGCAUGCUUGGGCACCGUGGUCUGGGGAUGCCUGAUUGGACGGCACCCAGCAUUCUCAUCAGCAACACGACAAGCUACCCUCUUCUUCUCAUCACCGCCCUCCAAGAAACCGGCAUCCUCGACUCCAUCAUCGUGACGGAUGAGACGACCGAGGAGGCAGUCGAGCGAGCCAAGAGCUACUUCUUGAUUUUCUCGACCGUUAGCAAUCUGGUUACCUUUGCCGUCGGCCCACGCCUCAUUGACUCGGAGCACGCGCCCGAAGACGACGAGGAGGAGCACGACAAAAAUGACAACGCCAAUGGAAACUCACACGACGAUACACCUGUAACUCCAGAUGUCGAAGCCAACGAGCAGACCCGCCUGUUGGAAUCCCACCGACCAAUGCUUCCCGUCAGACGCAGCACCUUUUUUCUUUCGCAAACCAGGGAAACGAAUUCGGAACCAAAGCCCGACCGCCGACGGCCGUGGUUUGUGCCGCGCCGAAGAUGGGAUCAACUCACUCCCCGGAUGAAGUGGUGGCUUCUCUUCGUCCUCGACUUCUUCAACGCUCCGCUGCUGGGAGCCGUCGUCGGCGCCGUCAUCGGGCUUGUUCCGGCCUUGCACCGCGCCUUCUUCAACAGCUUUCAGGAGGGUGGUAUCUUCACCGCCUGGAUUACCUCGUCUCUCAAGUCCAUCGGCGGGCUGUUUGUGUCCCUGCCGGUUGUCGUGGCCGGGAUUACGCUCUUUUGCUCUACUAAGGAAGCCAAAGAUCACCACGAGAGCCCGAUCAGGAACAUCCCCUGGGGCCCUGUCGCCUACAUCUUGUUUGUUCGCUUCGUGGCCUGGCCGCUCAUGUCCAUCAGCGUCAUCUACAUGCUCGCCACCAAGACCAGCCUUCUCAGUUUCGACCCGAUCCUGUGGUUCUGUCUCGCUAUCAUGCCGUGUGGGCCGAGCGCCAUGAAGCUCCUUACGAUGGUCCAGGUUGCUGAGGGGUCCCAGGAUAGCGAGAAGCACAUUAGCAGGCUGCUCACGAUAUCGUACCUCAUCUCGCCGCUGCUUUCGCUCACCGUCGCCGGGAGUCUGCUGGCCAGCCAAGCAGCCAUCAAGAAAUGA
This is a messenger RNA of Parathielavia appendiculata, 1362 nucleotides long. RefSeq lists its product as uncharacterized. Gene Ontology annotation, cellular component: membrane; endoplasmic reticulum. Bases 1 to 1362 code for a protein of 453 amino acids. NCBI's taxonomy places the organism in Eukaryota, Fungi, Ascomycota, Sordariomycetes, Sordariales, Chaetomiaceae. Gene Ontology annotation, biological process: transmembrane transport. The transcript has 2 exons. The record is from RefSeq and is a predicted model, not a curated record.